AUGGCCGCAACCGCACCACCCAUCCUCUCCGGCCGAAGACGCGUCUUCGCGUCCGUCUUCCCGCCCACCUCACUCGACGACUUCGGAACCACUCCUGUAACGACCGAGCCAGCGCACGACCAGCCAGAGUGGGAUGCCUCGUGGCGCGCAGCAACCGCCUUCCUGAGUAUUCCAGAUAACGGAUUUUUUCUGGCGAGUCAGAUCAGUGAGGAUGAGUUCCUCCGACUCGCGAAUCGACACCAGACACCGUCGAAGGAGGUAUCGGGUGCGCUGGAGUACUUGAGCGCGCAGACACAGGAUGAUCUCGCAGAGACAGGACGACGGAGUAUAAUUGACUGGUAUGGGAAUGAGAUCCGGAGGCAUUUUCUGAAGAAUUUCAGGGAGGGGUUGUCCACGUUAUUGAAUGAUCCGGAUAAAGAUGAAUUGCUGCAGAAAAUCGUACGUUGUUUGCAGCUGGCUCGACGGAUCUACUUCGCUCCUCUGAUGGAGUAUAUCUUGCCGUUGCUGGCUCGGUCGGAACAAGAGAGGGUAUUUAUUAAACUGCGGCGCGAGUUUCAUAUGAUGAUCUCGUAUGGGCUGCCAUGGCCGACAGUUUCGGGGUUACUCGCGCGCGAGAUCACAAAGGAGACGGUCGUUGUGCUGGGCCUAGAUACAUUGAAGGACGGGGAUCUCAGCGACACGGAAAGCGUGGAUAAUAUGGAAAUAGACCGUCAGCACUCUGUUUCCUAUCGGAUCUGGAAGGACGAGCCCUCUGCGGAGAUCCGAGUGCAUAUGAUGACCGAAAACGAGGAUGAGCAGGUCACGGGGGGGCGCGAACGGCUGUUGUCGUUAUUCACGGCACUCCAGCUGGUGGGGUUUGGCGGAGAUAAAGCCCAGAAGGUAUUUGCGGAUGUGAUGAAUGUCAUGGUGACGGAGUUUGUGCGCGCCGCGUAUACUGGUCAAUGGGAGGGACCGUCCUUGGUGGCGGAGCAUCUACGACAUUGGAUAGAGAAUGUGUUCGCUCGGCUGGUCGUGCAGGUUCUGGCCAUCAUCAACGUGCCGGAGUCUGGUGCUAAGGAGGAGGAUUAUUUGGAUGUGAAUCUCAGUGACGUGGACAAGUGGCAGGAUAUCGGAAUUGCUCGGCUGGGGGCGCUGCGGACGAGCGAGCUCUUCGAGGUGAUCGUGGAGUGGCCUAAAAGCAGCGGAGCCAUUGAAGACCUACGAUACUUCACGACGUAUACCGCGGCGCGACUCCAUCUGACACAUUCUUUUGCCGCGGUACUCAACCGGCGGCUGCUGCACCCUGGCGCCUCUACCGUUGAGAUCCUACAGCUAUACAUUUCGAUCAUCCGGGCAUUCAAUCUUCUCGACCCUAAGGGGGUGCUGCUGGAUCGGGUCGCUCGACCCAUCCGUAGAUACCUCCGCGAUCGCGAUGAUACGGUCAAGGCCAUUGUCGGCGGACUUUUGGCUGACCCGGCCGACGCGGAUGGGCACGCAACCUCGGGCGGAGAAACGCUGGUGGAACUGUCUGCCGAGCUGACCAAGGCGCAUCAGAACUCGCUGAGAAGCGAAACGGGUGAGCUCGACUGGGAUGAUAUGAACUGGAUCCCCGACCCGGUGGAUGCGGCGCCCGACUACCGGAAAUCGAAGAGCUCCGACGUCAUCGGAAGCUUGAUCAGCCUGUUCGAGUCGAAGGAGACCUUCGUGAAGGAGAUGCAGAACAUGCUGGCGGACCGGCUGCUUGAGAAGCGCACGGAAUUCGACCAGGAGAUGUCGGUCCUGGAGCUUCUCAAGGUCCGCUUUGGCGACAACGCCCUGCAGGCCUGCGAGGUCAUGCUGCGCGACAUCUUCGAUUCCCGCCGAGUCGACGCCGUCGUCCGCAACGACCAGGGUCUCGCCAGACGGUCUGCCUCCAAGUUCCCCAACACCCCCGAUCAGAAGGCAGACCACGAUGGCGACCAGCCCGACCUCCAUGCCAAGAUCCUCUCGCACUUCUUCUGGCCCGACAUCCAAGAACAACAGUUCAAGGUGCCCGAGGACAUCUCGCAGCUCCAACAGCGCUACUCGGCUGGCUUCGCGUCGCUCAAGCAGUCCCGCAAACUCACCUGGCUGAACGGACUCGGCCAAGUCACGGUGGAACUAGACCUCGAAGACCGGGUCUUCGUCGACGAAGUCACCACCUGGCAAGCCACCGUCAUCUAUGCCUUUAAUUCUUCCUCCUCUACCUCCUCUGAACCCAUCACCCACACCAUCUCCCACCUCUCCCAAACCCUCGACAUGUCCACCGCCCUAGUCCGCAGCGCCUGUCUCUUCUGGGUCAGCAAACGCAUCCUCACCGAAGUCCACCGCGACACCUUCCGCGUCCUCGAAGUCCUCCCCACCGAAACCGACGAACCCACCACCGCCGGCGGAAUCGACCCAUCCUCCCCCUCCGCCCUAGACGCCACCUCAUCCACCGAAACCCAGGACGCCGCCGCGGCCGCAACCGCCGCCGCUGCAGCGGCAGCCAAAAUAUCAGCCGAGGCAGCCGCUAUGGAGAAGAUGAAUCUGUACUGGCAGUUCAUUGUCGGGAUGCUCACGAACCAGGGCGCCAUGCCGCUACAGCAGAUCGUGAUGAUGUUGAAGAUUGCGGUCCCGGGAGGGUUCCCGUUUAGUAAUGAAGAAUUGCGCGAAUUUUUGGCGGGCAUGGUGGCUAGGGGAAAGUUGGAGAUUGCGUCUGGGGGGAGUUAUCGGAUUGUUUAA
Aspergillus affinis is the source of this 2721-nucleotide messenger RNA. Its product is annotated as anaphase promoting complex subunit 2. Bases 1 to 2721 code for a protein of 906 amino acids. Gene Ontology annotation, molecular function: ubiquitin protein ligase binding. The record is from RefSeq and is a predicted model, not a curated record. Gene Ontology annotation, biological process: ubiquitin-dependent protein catabolic process. Lineage: Eukaryota; Fungi; Ascomycota; Eurotiomycetes; Eurotiales; Aspergillaceae. The transcript is spliced from 2 exons. Gene Ontology annotation, cellular component: anaphase-promoting complex.